CAAUCCUUCGUAAAAAUUCUCCAGCUCUCCUCUUCCUCCACCGGACCACAACCCACUGUCACAAAACCCGACUGUUCUCUCCACUGCUCCCCUCCUGCUUCUUCUCUCUCAAGCCAUCCUUUUUUCUAUUACCCUUCUCUCUCCCUCUGUGAUAUUUCUGUGCAUGGCAGUGAGUUUAUUGGCCCGCGAGGUAUCUGACCUAUGCCUUGGAAAGCCUGCGCUCAGGUCUCUCUCCGUCUCUGCAACAGUAGGUGAUGCGCUGUCUUCUCUCCGGAGAUCCGGUGACCCGUAUUUGAGUGUAUGGAGCUGUGAUCAUCACUGUAAUGUUUCAAGAUCUAAGGUUGCUGAUGUAAAUGAAUGCCGUUGCAUUGGUAAGAUUUGUUUGGUGGAUGUCAUUUGCUUUUUGUGUAAAGAAGACAAUCUGAAAAAUCCUGGGAGAGCUCUUCAGGAACCUGUCUCUGUUCUCCUUCCUAAGGUUCCUGGCCUCGUUAGGCACUUGGAGCCAAACGCAAGCUUGUUGGAGGCUAUAGAUUUCAUCCUUGAAGGUGCACAGAACCUUGUGAUCCCAAUUCACAGCCCCUUUUCAAGAAAAAAGCUGAUACACAAACCAUCCUCUAACUCCACCCUUCAUAACAAUCGAGAUAAGUACUGCUGGCUUACCCAAGAAGACAUAAUUCGCUACCUUCUCAACUGCAUUGGUCUCUUCUCCCCAACUUCUAACCAUGCCGUUGAGGAUCUCAACAUCAUAGACACCAAAUCCAUUUUGGCUGUCUGCUAUGAUGAGCCUGCCUCCUCUUUGUUACCCUUGAUCUCUCAAUCCCUUGUCAAACAAACAUCUGUUGCUGUUCUUGACAUAGACGGAAAGUUGACGGGUGAGAUCUCACCAUACACACUGAACUCUUGCAAUGAAUCAGUAGCUGCUGCAAUUGCUACACUUUCUACUGGGGAUUUUAUGGCUUACAUAGACUCUGGCGUGCCGCCAGAUGAUCUGAUACAGUUGGUUAAGGAAAGACUGGAAGAAAGGAAUUUACGCCAAGCUGUGGAGUUGCUGGAAGAAGAAUCAGUAAUUUUGUCAUCCUCUUCCUCAGACGAGGAGUUUGGGCCGGGAAGGAGUGCGAGAUUAGCUAGGCAUUCAUCAAGAGUGAUGAUGAAUACUGAUGCAAUUGUGUGUUUUCCAUGGAGCUCGUUGGUGGCAGUAAUGAUUCAGGCACUUUCUCAUCGUGUGAAUUAUGUGUGGGUUAUUGAAGAUGAUGGCACUUUGGUUGGAAUAGUUACCUUUGCAGGAAUGAUGAAAGUUUUCCGAGAACGUUUGAAGUCGAUGAUGUAGGGAUUCAAAGCAACAAUUGAGAAAUAAAAGAACUGCCAUCUCUAUAAUGAAACCAACAUUCCUUAUAAGGAUUCUUAUUUUCUUGUCUUCAUCGCCACAUUUUUAGUUCUAUGAGUAGUGCUAAGUUUGAAGUAAUUAUGGUGGAGCUUGUGGCUUUCCAUGAUUAAAUUCUGUGUUUUGUGAUUUAAGGAUUAAACUAAAACAGGGUGCAAUAGAAGGAUUGCGAAUAUGACGAGGUCAGUCUGUUGUAUGCCUGUUGUUUCUUGUGAAAGAAAUGGCGAAAUGCGGCUUUUAUCUUUCUAA
Manihot esculenta (cassava) is the source of this 1630-nucleotide messenger RNA. RefSeq names its product CBS domain-containing protein CBSX5. The transcript is spliced from 2 exons. Lineage: Eukaryota; Viridiplantae; Streptophyta; Magnoliopsida; Malpighiales; Euphorbiaceae. The record is from RefSeq and is a predicted model, not a curated record. Bases 164 to 1327 code for a protein of 387 amino acids.